This is a messenger RNA of Plasmodium knowlesi strain H, 399 nucleotides long. RefSeq names its product conserved Plasmodium protein, unknown function. The record is from RefSeq and is a predicted model, not a curated record. The transcript has a single exon. The coding region runs from base 1 to 399 and encodes 132 amino acids. Lineage: Eukaryota; Apicomplexa; Aconoidasida; Haemosporida; Plasmodiidae.
AUGAAAUUAGGCAAAGACAAGGUCACCUUCCUCCUUGGGAUCAUAGCGUCCAUUCUCCUGUUCGUGGUUGGGGGGCUGUUUAACAACGUCAGCUACAUUCUAGGGUGUUACACAUUCUUAGGAUUGGUUUUGACAGUGUACACCAUACUCGCAUUUUUCAUCCCCAGCACCCAGAAAUCAAGAGAUUUUGUCUUCUCAUACGGAGUAACAACAGCGUGCAUGUUCGUGAUAUCACUCAUGUUUCACAUAAUAAUAACUGAUUCGAAGGUAAAAUCAUCAUGCAGAUAUAACAAUAGCAAUUGCGCCCAUUAUGUACUUAUAUCAGUGUGUGGAUUUGCUUCAACUUUCUGUUUCUUAGCUGCUUCUGUAAUGACUUUCAAGGUUCUCCGCGUUUGGUAG